AUGAAGCUGGUUAAAUUGCCCUGGUGGAAACACCGAGAGGAGUUACGGGAUUACGAGGUGUAUACAAUUGACGUUUCUCCAGAUGGCAAGAGGGUAGCAACGGGAGGACUAGAUGGGAAGAUCAAGAUUUGGUCCGUCGACACCAUACGAAAUAUUGCCAACGGCAAAAUCUCCAGUGGAAAUAAUUCAGGAGAUGAUGAUGAGAAGCCUCUUGCCAAUAUGGGCCGACACACAGGAUCUGUUACCUGCGUUAAAUUUUCUCCGGAUGGGAAGUACUUAGCCAGCGGUUCUGAUGAUAGAAUCCUGUUGAUAUGGACAUUGGACAAGGAUAGGGCAAGCCAGCCAGUAUUUGGUGCUGAGCAUGAUCAGGAGCAUUGGACCGUGAGGAAGAGAUUAGUGGCACACGAUAAUGAUAUUCAAGAUAUUGCCUGGGCACCUGAUUCUAGUAUACUCGUGACUGUCGGGCUCGAUAGGUCUGUUAUUAUUUGGAACGGAGCAACAUUUGAACGUUUGAAAAGGUUUGAUGUCCACCAAUCGCUGGUGAAGGGUGUUAUAUUUGACCCCGCUAACAAAUACUUUGCUACGGCUUCGGACGACAGAACAUUAAAGAUAUUUCGUUACCACAAAACCGGAGACACCUCUUUCACCAUUGAACAUAUUGUCCAUGAACCAUUCCUGGAGUCUCCUUUGACAACAUAUUUUAGAAGACUAUCAUGGUCUCCUGAUGGACAACACAUCGCUGCACCUAACGCAACUAACGGUCCUGUCACAUCUGUUGUUAUUGUGAACAGAGGGACAUGGGACGCAAAUAUUAGUUUAAUAGGUCAUGAUGCUCCCACAGAGGUUGCAAGAUUUAGUCCAAGAUUAUUCGAAGCCAGACGGGGCUAUAAAAUCGAGGGUGGUGGCACCACUGAUACCACCAAUGGGGCCGUAGACUCUGUUCUCGCUACUGCUGGCCAAGAUAAAACAUUGGCCAUUUGGAGUACGGGGAAGCCAAGACCUCUGUUUAUUGCGUACGAUAUUGCGAUCAAACCAAUAACUGAUAUGGCCUGGACGCCGAAGGGGGACAUACUAUUCGUUACUUCGCUGGAUUCCACAAUUACAGCACUAUGUUUUAACAAGAACGAAUUGGGAAUAAUGAUCCCACUCGAAAAGAAUAUCGAACAAUUGCAUAGAUACGGCACAGACAAAGAUUCAUUGGACUUCCCAGAAAGUGUAAAUCAAAUACUGUUAGAAGAGAAGGCAAAUAAACGAAAAAGGGAAAGAGUAGAAGAGUUAGAUGAAAGGUUUGUCCAACCGAAUGCAAAGAAUGAGAUUGCCAAACCGCAACUUGAAACUUCAACAAAAACCAGCCUAAAUAAAUCUCCUGCAUCAUUGAAAACAACAGAGACCAUUAAUAUUUUGAUACCGAAACGGAAGAAAGAUCUGGCAAAAAUGAACAAGACUACUAUGCAAAACGGUAAAAAGAGGGUAGCUCCUACACUAUUAUCGAUUACCCCUAGUAUACCGUCUGCAAAAAAGGAGAACUCUCCUAUCAAACCAAGUUCAAGUCCUGUGAACAACAUCUUACCUAAACCUACUGGUUCUAUACCGUUGAAAAAACCACAAUCCGCACAAAUUCCUAAAAAGUUGAUCAAAAAAUUGAGUAUGCCAUCUAUCGAUAUACCAAGGCUUGGUAUGCACACAUUAAUUAUGGGAACUAGAGAGGGUACCAAAGAGAGUCUCUUUGAAAUCCAGGAAAGUUCUUUUUCUGACGUGGAAACAAACCCAGGGGGAGUACAUCCCGAAGUUGCAGAGGAAGAAGAGGAGGUCGAGCAUCUUCUGACUUUAAACUCUAAGUUGACUGCAGAGAAGGUCUAUUCUGAAGAACCAAACACACGAUAUCUGCAAAAUCCUGGCGUAAUACCAGACACAGAUGUUGUACUCACACAGUGCGGGUCCCUCAAAAACUUUAACACGCUCGAGAUACGAAAUGGUGUUGAGCGUGCAAUACAACUAGAUUAUACAGCUCUGCUGGAGAACCCGACUAGAAUACUGGGUUAUUGCAUGGGUAAAAGGACAAUUGAACUGUUUUUCCCAGAAGUGGUUAUCUGUGUGUCUGGAUCCAUAAGCUGUUCGUGUUGGUGUCUGGCGACCGCAGUAGGGUCUAUCUACCUAAUCUCGCAUAAUGGCCAGCUCAAAUACCCUCGAAUCAGCCUUGGUCAUAAAGUGAUUAAAAUGAUCACACAAGAUUCCUACCUAAUUGCCAUUACGGAGCGAGGACUGAUCUUUUCUUGGGACAUCAAGAAGUUCAAAUCAAUUCACAAGAACGUUCCUAUUCUUUCUAUCCUGAACAACGAGCCGGUGCAGGGACAUCGGGUGAGAAUUAACAAAAGCAUCACAAAUUGCAGCAUAGACCGCGAUGCGGACCAGUCGCUGAUUAUCCAUAUGACAAACCCAGUUAGUAAGUACGCAUGGCGCUCGUCUUUGGGGUGUUGGACAGAGCUUAACUGA
This is a messenger RNA of Huiozyma naganishii CBS 8797, 2493 nucleotides long. RefSeq names its product Hir1p (gene HIR1). Gene Ontology annotation, biological process: regulation of DNA-templated transcription; DNA-templated transcription; chromatin remodeling. Bases 1 to 2493 code for a protein of 830 amino acids. The transcript has a single exon. Lineage: Eukaryota; Fungi; Ascomycota; Saccharomycetes; Saccharomycetales; Saccharomycetaceae. The record is from RefSeq and is a predicted model, not a curated record. Gene Ontology annotation, cellular component: HIR complex; nucleus. Gene Ontology annotation, molecular function: protein binding; nucleosome binding.